AUGGUUAAGCAAAAGAUUGUUCUCAAGUUGCCGUUGGAUGGCGAGAGGAACAAGAGGAAGGCCUUCAAGGCCGCUGUUGGCAUGGCAGGUGUGACAUCCGCCACGAUGGAGGGGGACAAGAUCAUCAUCGUGGGCGACGGCAUCGACACUAUCGCGCUGACGAGGAUGCUCCGUCGUAGCCUAGGCGGCGCCGAGCUCAUCAGCGUGUCUUCUGGCGAUGACAAGAGGAAAGACGGCUACGGGUAUGGGGGAGAAAAGAACGGCUAUGGAUACAGCGGGGAAAAGAACGGCUAUGGAUACGGCGGGGAAAAGAACGGCUAUGGGGGAGGUGGCGGUGGCGGUGGCAAGGACUCCAAGGGUGGCGGCGGCUACCAUCAGAACGCGGUGGUGCCGAUGCAGUACCCCGCGUACCAUCAGUACAACGCCAUGCCGUCUUACCCUGCCUACUCCUACCCUGCUCAUGCUUAUCAGCAACAAGAACAGGAUCCCGGAUGCAGCAUAAUGUAG
Messenger RNA from Lolium rigidum, 507 nucleotides. RefSeq names its product ATP-dependent RNA helicase DBP2-like. NCBI's taxonomy places the organism in Eukaryota, Viridiplantae, Streptophyta, Magnoliopsida, Poales, Poaceae. Bases 1 to 507 code for a protein of 168 amino acids. The transcript has 3 exons. The record is from RefSeq and is a predicted model, not a curated record.